AUGGUUAGGCUUGCCUCUGGUGUAUCAGCUGCGGAGAAGCAACGUCGUAUUCUGGCCUACAUUCAAGCAUCACGAACAUGCUACACUCUCAAGGACUUGGAAAAAACACUCCCACCAGUAGCAUCAAUCAAUGGCAUGCAAGUCAAAGAGCAUAUUCAAGCAUUGAUUGACGAAGGCCAGCUCCAUGUGGAAAAAAUUGGCAGUGGAAACUGGUACUGGGCGUGGGGUGGUGAAGAGAAGAAAGCCCGUGAGAAAACAAUAGAUGCCUUGGACAAGGAGGUAGAGAAAUUUCUGAAGUCAACUGGAGAACUGGAAAGCAAAAUCCUGGCGCUUAAGGAAGAACAGCGUCUUGAUGAGGCAAGAAACCAGGAUGGGACUCGGGAAAGUAAUGAGAGGGAAAGAGUCGCGUGGAUGAAGAAGAAAGACGAGCUAGACACUGAACUCGCGCGUCUGGAGAACGACAUCAAGAAAAGAUCUGAGGGGGAUGGGUCAGGUUCCAUUGUGCAAAAGGAGGCAGAUAUCGCAAGAUGGAAGCAGGAAGCACAGGUGUGGACGGAUAACAUCUAUAUUCUGGAGGAAUAUUCGAAAAUGUUAACGAAUGGAGAUAGGGAAGUUUUGGAUGCAGUGAGGAGGGAAUGCUAUGGUCUUGCGUACGUUGAGGGAGAAGGGUUAGCAGAUCUAGAUUUCUGA
This is a messenger RNA of Nannizzia gypsea CBS 118893, 690 nucleotides long. RefSeq lists its product as hypothetical. The record is from RefSeq and is a predicted model, not a curated record. The coding region runs from base 1 to 690 and encodes 229 amino acids. The transcript is spliced from 2 exons. Gene Ontology annotation, molecular function: double-stranded DNA binding. NCBI's taxonomy places the organism in Eukaryota, Fungi, Ascomycota, Eurotiomycetes, Onygenales, Arthrodermataceae. Gene Ontology annotation, biological process: reciprocal meiotic recombination.